Phytophthora infestans T30-4 is the source of this 204-nucleotide messenger RNA. RefSeq lists its product as uncharacterized. The transcript is spliced from 2 exons. Bases 1 to 204 code for a protein of 67 amino acids. The record is from RefSeq and is a predicted model, not a curated record. Lineage: Eukaryota; Oomycota; Peronosporomycetes; Peronosporales; Peronosporaceae.
AUGAGCGGCGUGAUGCCUGCGUUUUCAGCGUCAUGUCCAAGUCGUCCCGUGGUCUUGACGAAGCCCACCGUGCCGCCUUUCGGCUCAGUAGCGAAAGCCAAGCUUCAUCAACGAAUAUGGCUUCGGUUGCUGCAACACCACAAAGCCUCGGCCGUGACGUCCGUGCCUCCUGCUGCUUCUAAAGCUACCUCCACGGAGCGUUAA